AUGUCGCUGGCGACGUGCGCGAGCACGACGUUGUCGGCGCUUUUCAUAUGCAAAGGAAACUGGUUUUGCCGCAACGAGUUGCGCAUGACCACGGACAUGCGAUUCCGGCUGCUCGUCAUCUCGAAUCCGUGCAAAAUGUCACUUUCCACCGGGAGCAUCGAAGACUGCGGCCGAGACGACGCCACCAAGCCUCCGUAA
Messenger RNA from Aphanomyces invadans, 198 nucleotides. RefSeq lists its product as hypothetical. Lineage: Eukaryota; Oomycota; Saprolegniomycetes; Saprolegniales; Verrucalvaceae. The record is from RefSeq and is a predicted model, not a curated record. The coding region runs from base 1 to 198 and encodes 65 amino acids. The transcript is spliced from 2 exons.